Camelina sativa (false flax) is the source of this 1076-nucleotide messenger RNA. Its product is annotated as dehydrodolichyl diphosphate synthase 8. Gene Ontology annotation, biological process: polyprenol biosynthetic process. The record is from RefSeq and is a predicted model, not a curated record. Gene Ontology annotation, molecular function: ditrans,polycis-polyprenyl diphosphate synthase [(2E,6E)-farnesyl diphosphate specific] activity. Lineage: Eukaryota; Viridiplantae; Streptophyta; Magnoliopsida; Brassicales; Brassicaceae. Gene Ontology annotation, cellular component: endoplasmic reticulum.
UUGUCCCCUCCUAUAACCAUAUACAAAAUCCUGGUUUUCGAUAUGAAUAAUACCCAAGAAGAAGUAGGCGAGUUCACUCAAAUCUUCAACGCUCUGAUGAGUCUAAUGAGGAAAUUUAUAUUCAGAGUUCUACGCGUCGGUCCAAUCCCUACUAACAUUUCAUUCAUCAUGGAUGGAAACCGCAGGUUCGCCAAGAAACGCAAUCUUGAAGGCCUAGACGCAGGACACAGAGCCGGUUUCGUAUCAGUGAAAUAUAUUCUUCAAUACUGCAAAGAGAUUGGUGUACCUUACGUUACACUCUACGCCUUUGGUAUGGACAAUUUCAAGAGAGGACCUGAAGAAGUCAAGUGCCUUAUGGAUCUAAUGCUAGAGAAAGUCGAGCUCACGAUCGAACAAGCUCUAACCGGGAAUAUGAACGGCGUGAGAAUAAUCUUUGCCGGUGAUUUGGAUUCCUUAAACGAGCGUUUUAGAGCUGCGACGCAGAGACUGAUGCAGCUCACAGAGGAGAAUAGAGAUCUUAUUGUUGUGGUUUGCGUUGCUUACAGCACAAGUCAAGAGAUCGUUCAUUCUGUUCGAGAAUCUUGCAUGAGAAAGACUAAAACUGGAGAUGGUCCUGUAGUUUUAAAGGUGAGUGAUCUUGAAGAGUCUAUGUAUACUUCAGCUGUGCCGGAUCCGGAUCUUGUGAUAAGAACCGGUGGAGGAGAUCGGCUGAGUAACUUCAUGACGUGGCAAACUUCGAGGUCACUUCUUCACAGAACAGAGGCUCUUUGGCCGGAGUUAGGGCUCUGGCAUUUGGUUUGGGCCAUUCUUAAAUUCCAGAGAAUGCAAGAUUACUUGCAGAAGAAGAAGAAGUUCGACUAAAUAGUUUCUACGUUAAACCCUAGAUUGAACUUUGACUCUUUACAUGUUUCUUGCGGUAUAAGAAACGUCGAAACCAGAAAACUGAAGAAAAUCCUUUUUAUUAUGUAUUGGAUCCAAAUAACAAAACACACAAAGAUACACAGAACAUCGAUAAUUGUUUGAUUAAAGGAUGCUAAAACACUACAAUUAGGGCUUAAUUUAAACACAAUUUGGAA